AUAGAACCUAUGCUGGUAUUCAACUUGGUCAACGGUACUCUGUAUUAUCACUGAUGAUGUUAUGAUAUAAUUCUUUUUAUAUGCCGAGCUAGCGUUUCAUUCUAUUCUUUGCUUAUAUAUUUUAGUUCAAUCUCUCCUACUUCAUCCUUGCCAUCCAUUCCCCCCUCUUACCCCAGCGUUCCAAUCUAGACAUACCGAAGAUCCGAGAUGCCGGAGGAGCAGGAUCUGGCCGAUGGCCGUCAGGAUAGAAACAAUGAUCUAAAUACCACCCAAGAAAAUAGAAGGGGGCCAUUGAGGGACGAUGAACAACCAAACAACAUGAGACAAGACAGACAGCGGCCACCACUGCAGAACCGCAGCACCGGAUCACAGCGACCGUCCCGGUACUCUCAACUCAGACGACGGAAGACAAACCAGACCAGUCGGACGAACCAAACGAUUCCUUCUCUUGCCGGCCCACGAGAGCCCGACAUGAGCUCGAUCUACAUUCAUCCAGAGUAUCAUGACAUGAAUCCCGAGUAUGGGAAGACCAAUGAAGAGCCGGUUUGGGGUCUAGCAAAACCCCUUCCGCGCGUGGUCCGACCAGGCAUGCGUCGCCAUGAUGGCGGUGGGACAACGUCUGCCUACCCAACAGGACAAAAGGGAGAGGCAGAACCAGUGCCCGAAUUGGAGGCGACUCCCGACCAGGGAGACGAGCAGGGAAAAGAUGGUCAAGCGGUCUCGAGUCCUCAGUCGGGCACACGGGAUGACACAAUGCUGCACCAAGAGAUGUCAAAUGCGGACCACACCGACCGUGUGCCGCGACCUGUGGAAGACGAGGUGACGGAGGAUGGGAGCAAGCCGUACGGGGGCCAGCCGGAGCAUUUCAACAAGUGGUCUAUGGUGCGGCACCAAUUGCGGGAACCUUUUGCAGAAUGGUUAGGGACUACCGUUGCGAUGUUAAUCGGACUAUGUGCCACUCUGGCAAUAUCCACUGGGGGAAGUGAUGCAGGUAACAAACUCGCUCUUCACUGGGCGUGGGGCCUGGCUAUUACCGUGGGAAUCUAUAUCGCUGGUGGCAUCAGCGGUGGACAUCUCAAUCCGGCUAUUUCCAUUGCGCUAUGGAUUUAUCGAGGGUUUCCAGGCCGGCGCUGUAUCUAUUAUGUGAUUGCUCAGAUUCUGGGGGCUCUCACGGCCGGUGGACUGGCAUAUUGCAUUUACCGCGAUUCGAUUUUCCACAGCGGUUCCAACAGCGAUUCCGGCAUCACAAUGGGAGCGACUGGUCUGGGCUUCUAUACCGAGCCCUUGACGUACGUCCGCAAUGUGACGGCCUUCUUCAAUGAAUUUGUCGCCGCUGCUAUUCUAAUCUGUACAAUCUUUGCAAUGGGUGACGAUAGCAACGCUCCACCUGGUGCGGGUAUGCACUUGUUCAUAAUUGGCCUCUUGAUCUUUGUGUUAGCCAUCGGGUUUGGUUAUAAUACUGGAGGAUGUUUCAACCCAGCCAGAGACCUUGGUCCUCGCCUCGUGGCCCUGAUGGCAGGAUACGGUGGAAGCACAUUCACCGAACGAGGAGGAUGGUGGUUUUGGGGCGCCUGGCUGGCUACCAUAUCUGGUGCCCUGGUCGGAGGCGCAGUGUAUGACGUUUUCAUCUUUAUUGGAGGAGAGUCUCCGAUAAAUUAUCCGCGUACUCGUCGCCGGAGAUCCAAGCUGAAGAUGGAAGCGAAGUGGCGUAGAAGGCUCAAUCUGGGGCGUCAGAGGCUUCCCAGUAUUGAAGAAGCAAUCAAAGAGCUGGAGGAAUGAAGCUGGGCUUUCAUGCAUGUGUAUAUAGGAAUAUAGAACUAAUAACAUCUCUUAAGCC
Molecule: messenger RNA, 1837 nt
Organism: Aspergillus pseudonomiae
Lineage: Eukaryota; Fungi; Ascomycota; Eurotiomycetes; Eurotiales; Aspergillaceae
Product: MIP/aquaporin family protein
Exons: 3
Coding region: 208-1779 (523 amino acids)
Biological process (GO): water transport; glycerol transmembrane transport
Cellular component (GO): plasma membrane
Molecular function (GO): water channel activity; glycerol channel activity
Source: RefSeq, a predicted model, not a curated record